AUGCGUUCGUUCUUAAGAAUUAUUUCGCGAAAAUCAGUGUAUCCAACAACGUCAAACAAAUUUCGGGAAAGUCACUUUGCCUGUUACUCUAUGGGUUUACGGUACUUGAGCAUCGCGUAGCGUUCUUUGUUGCCGGCGACAGAGGCUCAGCUGUUAGACUGUAUUACUUUGACGGGUUGUUUAUGAAUGCAACAUUAAUGAAUAUAUGAAUUUCAUAUGUUGGAACUGUGGGAUGAAGGGACAAUGCAAGGAAGACAAUCGCAGUUAAAGAUGCAACUUCAAAAACUCAUUGAUAAUUCAUACAGAAAAACCAAAAGAAAUUAACGUUUAAUGAGUGUCUUUAUACCUGAUAAAGUCACGGCUAAACUUUGCGUCCAAUUUCUUAGACCAAUAACCCCAAAUCUUAAUAUUAGUGCAAGAAUGAGUUUAUCUAAAUCAGAGAUUUUGAAGCUGUUCAAAAAACUCGCAGGAACGUUUUGUGUCUCAUGGUUGUCUUUUCUUUGUUUUGUUUUUAAUCUUACAGGCCUUGAGUGCUCCACAAUGAUGGAUCUGAAGCGUGAUCUGCAUCUUCCAAACCCAAGAGAUGGUGUGAACAAUGCAGCGGGAAAACCUCAUAAACGGAUGGUUCGAAACUUAUACAAUAGAAACGAUUUACGUGUAGGGUUUUCUGUUAGUGUCAUUAAAUCACUCUUAGCAAGUGGCUUAGAAAAGCCCCGGAACUAACGCUCUUUAUCAUAAUCAAUUGCUUAAGAUGUGAGGCGUUGCUAGUUGUAAGGGUAGUUUUAGUUAAGCGUUCUAAGGCUAGGUUUUAUCAAGUGAAACAGAGGACCAUUAAGGAGUAAACUACACUGUCGCACGAGAUAGCGUAAGGUUAUAUUUGAAUAGUUCUCUGUGAGUAUCGGACUUGUAUAAGCUAGUAAAACAAAACAUCCACCUACCUUAUGUUCUGUAUCAUAAACAGUAGGUCAAGGUUUAUAUUUCCUGAUUUUUGAAAGCUGGAUUUUUUUGUCUAACACUUAGUAAUAACCUCUUAGAGACACCACCGACAGAACUUGUGUUCAGCAUCACAAUCAAAUAGGUUAAACCUCCCUUAAACAACCACCUACAAAGCGAAGAGUUAGAGGUCGCUUACGGGAGUCGAACCACUGAGGGUCUUUUUUGGUGAGAGGUCCGAAAAGAUCUGCUUCUUACAAGGCCAUUCACACGGUCUUUUAGCCUGUCACGAAAUCCUCCUUCGUCGGAGGGAACGCGUGAAGAAACCGAAAGCAGUCAAGCCUUUUAUUUGGCGCACGGAUUUCUGGGACAGUACAUUCCCCACUCCCUUUCGGAAAUAUGUGCUGACGAUGCCGAUGCAAGUUUUCUUGGUUUAAACCCGGGGAGUUCUACGUUUCGGGAUAAAACACCAACUUUUACUUGGCAGGAAGGUUAGUUUGCAUCUUUUUAUCGAAGUAAUUGCGUAUUUUGCGUUUUGGAUGGGUAUAGCCACCUCAUGAUUUUACUUUAGCUCACUUCAGCUUUGCGUGGUACAUUUUCGAAGCGUAUUUAACAUUUUCUCUCCAUCGUGCACUCCAUAAUCCUUUGUCUUUUAUUGUACUGGGUAUGGAUCAGCGUUGAUCUGAUACAAUUUUAACGAUCGCUGUUCUCCUUAGAAAAGAACCCGGCCUCUGAUGCCUAAUGAUCAACGGUGAAAAAACUGGGUUGAUAUUAAUAGGAACUAGACAACAAUUAUGUAAGAUCAAUGAUGUAUGUUAUAUCUCUGUAGGUGAUUAUGAUAUUUAUCCUAGUUCCUGUGUAAGAAAUCUAGGUGCUUGGUUUGAUAAUAAGUUGUCAAUGUCAACGCAUGUUACUAAAAUCUGUAAUGCCGCGUUUCAGUUAUCACCUACAUAAUAUUAGAAGGAUUGAGAAGUAUUUAUCUCGCGAUUCGUUACUAACGCUUAUUAAUGCUUUUAUCACUAGUCGUUUAGACUAUUGUAAUGGACUUCUGUAUGGCCUUCCUAACUCGCAAAUAGUUAAAUUGCAACGUGUGCAGAAUGCUGCGGCUAGACUCGUACUGAGCUUAAAUAAGUACUCGCAUAUUUCUCCCGCGCUUUAUCAACUUCACUGGUUACUAGUACAAGAUCGUGUUCAUUUUAAGGUCUUAAUUUUGACAUUUAAAGCUAUUCAUGGAUUGGCGCCUAAGUAUAUCAUAGAACUACUUAACAUUAAGCCUAGGUCUAUAUAUAAUCUGAGAUCAAAUCAAAGUUUAUUGCUAGACCCUCCUAAACGGAAAAUGCUUUUCACGUUAGGUGACAAUCUUUCUCUGCUGCUGCCCCAUAUUUGUGGAAUAGUUUGCCGGCUGAAUUACGUGAUAUUCAAUCAUUAGCUAUUUUUAAAUGUAAGCUGAAAACUUCAAGAUUUAUUUCGUGCGGGGUUUUACAACGUAACCUGUUUGACACUCACUUUAUUAGUAUUACUAAUGAAGUUUAUUAUCAUUAUUAUAAAUAUUUUAUAUUAUUAUUAUUAUUACAGUCAAAGCAUGUCAAGCGUUUCUGCCUCUAGUGGACUAAUAAAUUCAUGAAUGGAAAAAUGGUUCGGUUUGUCGAUUCAAUAAUCCAUUCAUAAAAUGAAUAAUGCAAUAGUCAAAUUGGACCUCGAUUCAACAAUUAAAUGUUGAUUUGGUUUAUGAACAAAAUCUACCUGUUCUUUAUUCUUGUCUGUUCCUACCGUUUACGAUUGCGUUUUUCAUUACCUUUAAUCAAAAUAACAGCUAGAAUAGACAGACCGCAAACGCAAAGAAACUGACAAAGGCCGAGGAUCGAAAUCCACCAAUCACCACACAUACACUGACCACAGUUUGACCAUCAUGUUACUCUGAUUACUGGCAGCAAAAUGGCGUACAUGUAACAGUUUGUUUGGGUUUGAAGUUCAGAACCCGCCCGCACUAUUGAAUCAACAAACGAAAUCAUUUUUCCAUUAAUGAAUUCAUUAGUUCGUUAGCGACAGGAACGCUUGACCUACUUUGACUGUAAUAUACAUUGUUAAAUAUUCAUGUACAUGUAAUUAGUUUACAAAUUUGAAUUUUAUUGUAGUUUUUUUUUUAGUUGUUAAGCGCUGUUGAUCAGUGAAUGUAAAUAACGCUCUAGAAGUUAUUAAAUUAUUAUUAUUAUUAUUAUUAUAAUUAUUAUUAUUAUUAUUAUUAUUAUUAUUAUUAUUAUUAUUAUUAUUAUUACUUGAAGACUCUGAAAGACUACGGGUAAUAAAGAGUCACUGUAACUGUAGUUCAAGAAACCCGGAACGUGUAAGGCUUCUGCGCUUCUUUAUUAAUUCCCAAUCUAUUCAUAUUAUCUGUUAAUAUUCUUGAUUUCUACUUAAAGCUGUCAGCUAUAAGUAGAAUUAUGUCCCUUGAAUUAAUGAAAUAGGCACUCUGUUCUCUUUAUUUUCGUCUGGAUUACAAGGCAGUCAUGCAUGUUAGUGGUUAAUACAAUACAGUGUUUUUUUGCAGAAUUUGCAUGAAAAUAGAGUCGUGGCUGGCUUGGCGUCACUUGCUAGAUAUCCUAGCGUAAUCGAUCACGAAAACAGGAACUCCUAGGGGAUUGUAUCUGUGCCAAAAUUUGACUACUUCCUCUAAAAAUUUAUUUUAGCAUUUGUCAGUUAUUGGGGUUUCCAUCAUGUCAAUUGAACAUGUAAUCAAACUUCAAAAGUAAAUAAUAAUAACAAUGUAUAACUAGAAGUUCUCAUUGAGAAGGGAAGUGCUGCCGUUAGUUGCGAUGCGAAUAGGACAAAGACAGUUUGUAGAACAGUUGAACAAAUGAAUUCUUUUUUUAUUAAAGUCAAUAACUUAGACUUGUUGGCAUUAUGAAACACUCAGAGCGUAGUAUAAAAAAUGAACCGAUCACGAUGACAAAUAUGCCUACAUUUAUAUAACUCGCUAAGGUUUCAAUACCAUUUUGUAAUUCAUUUUAAUAAUUCACGAAUUCUAAAACAACAGCUUGCUGCUAGGCUGUUUCUUCAUCGAACAAUCAUCGUACACAGGAUGAGAUUAGUUGCGAACGUAAAGGCUAAAACUUGUUUAUUCAUAGGGCAGGUAGAUGUACAGGACAUGCCGUUCACUUAUGUAACUUACAAUCCUAAUUCCCGAGAUAACAAUCUGUGUGACAAAAGAAUACUCGCUAUAACUAAUCUUGAAACUUAGAAAAAAUGAAAAAAUGUUCCGUACAAUACUUCUUGAACUGUUCUUACCGUUUAGAAAAAACUACGAUUUCUGCACAGAUCUUAGAUGUGAGCAAAACAAAAUGGCGGGUUGCUCCUAAGAGAGCGCGGCAGCUAAGCACUUGCUUAAGCAAACCGCAGCCUGCAAAGCGCUGUAGUCAUAGAUUGACCAUCGAACCAUGGAACCAUCGAACCAAAAAUCUCAAAUGGAUCAAGAAUAUGGUCAGCUGCCGGCUGAUGCCUGGCAGCAACAAUAAUAAUAAUAAUAAUAAUAAUAAGCAGGAGCCCAUAACCCGGAGCGUUCAACUGCCAUAAAUUCGUGCAGCGGCGUUUUUACAAGUGAGUUUAUUUUUAGAUAAGCUUUUCCCGCGAAAAAUAACUGUUCCACGAGGUCAAUUCCUCCAUUUGAUCGUCGUUUAGAUUGUUAGUAGCUCGCUUGGACCUUUUCACAGUCGGCUAUUUCGAAGAUGAUUUCGAUUUAAUUCCCUUUGCGUGAAUUAUGUGUUGUCGCCGAUGAAGUAGACGUCGUGGCUAGGUUUUGCAAAUCUUGCUCUGAACUGCUAGUUUCCGUGUAAAUACUGAAAUUGUCGCUUGAAGUACUGUCAGAAGACUUCUCUGAAGAUUCCUCACGUGUGUCCGCCAUGUUUUUUUCAAUGUGAAGGAGUUGUCCUAGUUACCUAUUAAAAGUUUAUCAUUGAUGACGCAAUUGCUAGUGAUUAGCUUUUCGAAAGCAAUUCGCGGGAAAGGCUUAUCUAAAAUAGACCUACUUGUGAAAACGCCGUUGCAUAGGGGCAGUAUGGAAGUUAGACGCACCGGGUUAUGGGCUCCUGUAAUAAGUUAGUAGAUACAUACAUGCGCCAAUAGCUGUUAAUGCAGCUAGAAAUUACAGAUAGUUAGCCUAUACUGAUGCCUUUUGGCAUCUUCCCCUGUGGCUGAGGUUAAAUGCUUCCAAGUUUCCCCUAGUUUUUGACAUGAUUCUUCCCACUCUAGGGUGGAAACCAAAUGAAAAUUGGGCCUAAUAAAAAUAGUCAUCCAAUCACUGUCGAUAAUGUGAUGCUUCUGUUAUACAUGUACAUGUACAUGAGGCUUCUUAGGGGAGCAGGGGGUAUGUAUAUCCCUGGUCAAGCUUCAAAUAGGGUCAUUUUGUUUUUUGAGGAGAAGGACAUGUCCCUGUUGUUACACUGUAUUUAACCCAUCUUUAUGUCUUCCCACUCAUUUGUCGUCGUUCAAGGCCAUGUCGCAUAUCGGAAUUUUACCCUAACAGGGUCUUAUACAUAUGUUAUAGAGAACCAAGGAUUUCAUUUGCAUUCCAGUCCUUAUUUUGUGAUGACCUUGUCCUACUUGUUUCAUUCACCAAUGAGCACAAUUUUCUCAGCAUAUAUUAGAAACAACACAGUAGUGAGUUGUUAUCAUGUCGUGAGAUCGCUAAUUCACCGAGGUGGUGGUAGUUGUAAUAUCAGAAAUGUGGUAGUGGCAGUUGCUAUUGUACUGGGGGGGGGGGGUGUUUAUAAUAGCCUAAUAGCCUACAUGUAGGCUCAAUUGGUAAAUGAGGGAGGGUGAGAGGGUAAGUGUUGGUAUCAAUGGUAAGCAUUCAUUGUGGAUAUACAAGUUCAAACAAUCAAGCAAGUGGUGGUGGUUCUCGCUAAGGAGGGAGGGAGGAGUGUCAUUUGUAGUUUUAUGGAGGGUGAGUGGAUCAUACUAGCAGUGGUAAAUGAGAGAGGAGAGCGGUUCUGGAAGUGAAAGUGUUAGUAGGGGGAAGGAGGGGGAGUUGUAGGGCAUGGGAGAGGGACGAAAUAGUGGAAGUAGGGAGAUGAGGGGGUGCAGAGAGAGUGGGGUGAAAUGGGACUUCUGAGCGUGUAAAUAAACUUUAACAUUUUGCCCAGGUUUCUGUUUAUGCAUGGUAAAAAAAAACUUUCAUUUUGUUUUAUGUGGUAUCGUGGGAAGCUGUUCUUUUUUCUUUACAUUAUUGUUCCUUUUGCUAACAUUAUUUAAUGAAAAUGGAUGUGGAUGGACAAACUUAAACUUAAUGAUGAUAAGACAGAAUUUAUGAUAAUUGGAAGUAGACAACAACUUGAAAAGGUUAGUGUCGCAGAAUUGUCUGUUGGUGACAUCAGCGUUGCUCCUGGUAGUACUGCACGAAAUCUUGGACUUCUGUUUGAUCGAAAUCUGAAGUUUGAUGCUCAAAUUACAAAAACAUGUUGCGCAGGUUACUACUAUCUGCACAAUAUACGAAAGAUCAGGAAAUACUUAACGUUGGAUUCAACCAGAUGUUUUGUUUGGCUCAUGCACUGGUAAUGGGGCGUGUAGAUUACUGUAAUAGUCUACUGUACGGUCUCCCAAGAAAUAAUAUCAAUAAGCUACAGCGUCUUCAGAAUGUGGCUGCCAGGUUAAAGGCUGGUUUUCGCUAGCGACGGAGCCGGAGUCGUAAUCAGAAGUGUAGAGCUUAUGAUCUAGUGAAAGCAGCGUUCCGAUUCCGCUUACGACUCCGUCGCUUACGUUCCGCUUAUGAUCUAGUGAAAACCAGAUUGUCGAAGUCGGAAGCAGAAGCAGAAGAACCAAACCAAUCACAAAGCGUGGGAACGUGCAUUGUGAUUGGUUUAUCCUUCCGCUUCUGCUUCUGACUCCGACAAUCCGGUUUUCACUAGAUCAUAUAAAGCGGAACUUAAGCGACGGAGUCGUAAGCGGAGUCGGAAGAAAUGGAGAAGUUCUGAUUCUUCUGACUCCGAUUCCGUCACGCUUAUGACUCCACUUACGACUCCGAUUUUUGAUUUUCACUAGAUCGAAGCGCUCUUACGACUCCGCUUACGACUCCGACUCCGAAUCCGACUCCGUCGCUAGUGAAAACCAGCCUUAAUAACAAAUACUCCGCGGUUUUGUCACAUCACACCUGUACUGUGUCAGUUGCACCAAUAGGUGUCAGGAUUAAAUUCAAGGUGAUACUUAUAACACUUAAAGCAAUAGAUGGGCUGGUUCCAUAUUACAUACAAAGUUUAAUCGAAGUCAAGGAGAAGUCCUCCUACAACCUUAAGUCAAAUGAUGGACUGUUACUUGCUCCACCGACGUUCAAGUCUAAAAAGACCAUAAGCGACAGGACUUUCCAAGUGACUGCGCCGACUCUAUGGAACAAACUUCUAAGUGUGUUAAGGAUGGAAACAAGCUUGAAGCCUUUUAAAGCCAAACUAAAAACUUUACUUUUUAAAGAAGCCUAUGAUUUAUAGUUUUACGACUCAUGAGUGACUUGUCGAUUAACAUUUUUAAGAUGAUUUCAAUUACUUAGUUUCAAUACAUUUUUUUAAUCGAAUCUUAUAAUUGCCUUUUUAAUCGUAUAUAUAGAGAGAUUUCUACUAAAUUUUAAGUGUUUAUUUAUUUAUUUAUUAUUUAUUUAUUUAUAUUCUAUCUUAUUAUAUUUUUUGUUAGUGCGCGUUAGAUCAUAUAUUUGAAUGCUAUUUUGCGCCUAAUAAGUAUAAAUUAUUAUAAAUUAUUAUAUGAAAUAUAAUAGGUCCUGCAAUUUGCAAUGAGCCAUGCAACAGUGUGUGAGUAAAGGUGUCUCAGGGAAAUUACAAGUGCAUAAUAUAUCCCCGCCAAAAUUUGACGUAUUUAGCUUCUUAAAUUCUAAUGAACAUUUUUCGUUCUUUUUCAGUGUUUACAUGAUUGGUGCUUGUAGAAAUGUCCUCCAAGUUUUAAACUAGGGACAGUAACUACUUCUCAGGUACCCUUGACUGUUAUACUGUCAAUGACCCCUUUACUGUUGUAUUUUAACUUGGAUCUAAAGAUUUUUGUUAGAAGUGUUGUGUUUUUUUACUUAGAUAUUUUUUCUCCCCAAUUGAGCUUACAAGCCAACCGGGAGCGGAGCUUGUCAUUUAGUCAUUUUGUUGCAAACUCGUGAAGGAUGAACAUGAAAGACCAAAUAUAUUGAUAUCACAUAUAGAUUUCCAUGAUGAUGAAAGUGUGUACUGUAAUAGGCCUUAUUCAAAAGUACCUUAAUAGUCAUAGUACUCUUUGUUUCCCCCACAAACUUUUGCAUAAGCAUUGCUUUUAAUUUAUUUUGGGACUUACGAUCAUCCUUACACUCAAAAUGCAUGCAUGCGCAAGUUAAAUUGUGGUGGGAAAACAAAGAGUAUUUUGUGUUUUUGUUUUUUAUUAUUCAAUAGCAGUUCAACUUAAACUGUUAGAUAUGUGAGGAGAUGCUUAGCCUGCAAAAACAUCCGUUUGUCCUCGCUCUUCGCCGAUGGGGACGUUUCGCGCGGAAGAACGUCGGCGACUCAGCUGCAGAAAUUCCAUACUGAUGACGUAAACCAAUGUUUACAUAACAAAUCUAGUAGUCAUGGGGUUUUACAUAUAAAUUUGUCCAAUUUUACGUGUCUUCUGGUCGAUUUUGAUAAAGUGUUGUGUUCAUCUGCCAAUGAGUUCCAGCAAAACUCAAAUGCUUCUUCUAGAGAAGACUACACUGUAAUUUUCAGGGAGUUAUAAUAACUCCUCUAGUGGGUCUAAUUUAACUCCUUACAGUGGAGGUAUUUUUCGUGGAGUUAUUUUAACUCCAAAAAGGAGUUUAAAGAACUCUUUUCCAGGAGUAAAAGUGACCCCAGAUAUUUAGGAGUUAAAAUAACCCCAAAAAAGGAGUUAUCCUGUACCUAAAAUGUUUACUCCACCGUCAGAGUUAAAUUACAUACAUACAUACACACAUACACACAUACAUACAUACAUACAUACAUACAUACAUAAACUUUAUUUAUCCUCGGAUUUUAGUGUAGCUUACAUAGCUAGUAUCUCCGAUCCUAACUAAUUUUAAAAGUUAUAACAUAUAUAAUAUAAUAUUAAUUAAUGUAGUAUUAACUAAAACCGUGCACUAACAAUUUGCGCUUAAAUUCACUAUAAUCUACAGUCUUUCUAAAGUGAUCAGGUAGAGAAUUCCAGUACUUAACAGAUGAAUAGCUAAAGGAAUUUAGACCAUAUGUGGUUGUAGACGGCUUAGGAAGUGAUAAAAUAUUAGUACCCCGUAGGGAGUAGGCAGUAGAUCUUAACUUGAUCAGUUGUUUUAAAUAGCACGGAUAUUUAUCAAAAUGGAGACAUUUGAAUAUAUGUUGUAGAUAAUUUUUUGUCUCAGUUAAUUUUGUUUUCUAACUAGUUAAUUUUUUUCUAACUAGUUAGUUUUUUUCUAGCUAGUUUAUUUUUUCUAACUAGGUAAAAAAAAAUUUAACUAGUUACAUUUUUUUUGGCUGGUUGAUUUUUGUCUUUGCAACAAAUUAUUUUUAUAAAACCUGUUAUUUCCUUUUUUAAGUAAAUGCUCAAGGGUUUUUUUUUGUUUGUUUGAGUAGAGUUAGGGUUAGCUAUAAGUUUUGGGUUGAGGUUGGGGUUAGGGUUAGGGUUGGCUUUCAUUAAGGGUUAGGGUUAACUAUAAGUUUUGGGUAAGGUUAGGGUUAGCUCCUUCAUAAAAAUUGAGUUUGUAAUGAGUAUCUCCAUGGAUUAAUUCACAUUAUCAUCACAUUUACCACGAUGAAUAACAAUCUAUUUAACAACAUGUUGAAUGUCCUUUAAUAUUUGCAAUCACAGAGAAACUUAAGAAGUCACAUUGGCUUUACUGCAUUAUACUACUAUACAUGGUGUUAAUUACAACACUGACAUGAUGUCAUUUCCGUUCUAAUUGAGCUGUCUACAGCGUACAUUCAAUGUUGAUGUGCAUCAAUCAUUAAAUACAUCAAUAAAUAUUUAAAUUUACACACAACUGUGAAAUGAAGUUUAUUGUUCUACUGCUCUAUUGCCAUUUUGCAUGCUUUUGUGAAUGUGAUUUCCUUAUCCUUGCUUAUUUUGAUAUUUGUUGCUUGGCAUUUAACUAAUCUAGCAGGGGAAAUGAGGGUAGUAAUAAUUCCAAAUUUGCAAGCAACUUAAGCAUAUUCAUUUUCAAAUGCAAUGAUUUCUCCCAUAAGCACAUUCGGAUGAAAUGGUGUUUUAUCUACUAGGUCAAUUUUGAUGCUAACAAAAUCUCCAAUAUUAAGGGUUUGAGGCUUUUGCCUGGACUUCUUCAUUUUUUCAUUGUACUCAAUUUGGCGUGAAUUGACUUCGAUUCUUGUUCUUUUCCUGCUUUCACAUUCAGUAGUGGGUGGGGUUUUUCGUUUUACUGGCGCAUUUGUAUUUGCCAUCUCUGACAGCUGAUCUUCUUCUUGUUCUUCGUGGGUGGGAUUCAACUUCUUUUCUUUUUUGGGAUCAAUUCCAAAAACAAGUCGAUAUGGUAUUUCCUUGACAGCUCUGUGGAUGGUAAUGUUCUUCUUGUAAGCUGCUUCUCCCAAUCUUGAACACCAUGUUGUGACAUCAGCUUGGUUCUCUUUAAGUAUGUUUGUUAAGUUCUCUUUAAUAGUCCUGUUAUUUCUCUCCACAAGGCCUUGUGUUUGUGGUUUUCUCGGUGCACCAUGUGCUUGUUUAAUCCCAUGGUUUUGGCAGAAUUCAUGCAUUAGUUUGUUUUUAACUCUUUACCAUUAUCACUGUGCAGGGUUUGCGGAAAUCCAAAAAGCCAAAAUAACUCUUCUAAUUUUGCUAACACUUCAUCUGCCGUUUUAUUGUGCAAAGCAUAUAACCAAGAAUACUUGGUGUGGUGUUCAGUUACGUGUAGAACCCACUGAUGGCUAUUAGUACACGAACAUUUGACGUUUCGGAAGUCGAUAAGAUCAAUUUCUAUAUGGGACAUAAACGUUUCAGCACUGAUUGGGUUUGUUAUCGGUCGCUUCUUGUGGUCGGUAAUGCUCUUCUGUUGGGCAUGCAGUUUACACAAACGUGUAAACAAAGAUACAACUUGUUGUGGUAUUUCAGAAUAAAUACCUUUUACGUAAGUAUUGGUUUUGUCUCUUCCGCGGUGCGCAGUCGAAGAGUGACAUUCACAGAGAACUUUGUGCAGCUUACUUUUCGGUACAACGACCUUGUUAUUUGCGGUAACAGUUUCUUCGCCCUUUAGAGUCCAUCCUUUCCGUUUUAUAGUGCUGAUAUCACGCUUGGAAAGUUCGGCAUGUGAUUCAUGUUCUUUGCCUUGUUGAAAUUUCGAAAGAGUUUGCAGAUAAUUCUUCGCAUUUUCAUAUCAUAUCAUUGAACAGUAGUGAAAAUGGGGUAAGAUAAACGCUUUAUAAAGGCGAAGCAUAAUUUCAGAUGAGAUAAGUUUGCCAAAUCUUUUGAAGACACUGAACUGAUUAUUUAUUUUUUUGCAUACAGAGGAUAUGUGAUCCUUGAAAUUAAGUUCAUUGUCUAGAGAUAUUCCAAAAAGAUCCAGGCAUCUUGUGGUUAAAAAGGAGAAAGGGUAAUCGGUUUUGCCAAGAACCAUCCCUUGAUGUUUAGCAGGGUUUGCUUUCAUCCCAUUGUCUUCGAACCAUUUAUUUGCUAUUUGUACAUCAUGAUUGAUCCGCCGUUCCAAGGCCACUGGGUCUACAUCAGAUGAGUGCAGUUGACAGUCAUCGGCAUAAGUGUUUAAUUUUACAGACUUAAUGUGAAAGAUGAGGUCGUUGAGGAACAUGUUGAAAAACAUGGGCCCCAGGACGCUGCCUUGAGGCACGCCCCGCUUCACACUCAUCCAAUCCGAAUAAGUAUCACCAAUUUUCACUCGCUGCCUUCUAUCCGUCAAGUAGUCACCGAUAAGGGUGCAGCUGGAUUCGUGCAAGCCAUACACUUUCAGCUUUGCUAGUAGCAAAGGAUGAGGUAUGGUGUCGAAAGCCUUUGACAAAUCCAUUGAUAUAACCGCCACGAUCUCUUUAUUGUCUAGACUGCGCCUCCAGUCCUCAGUCAGCCAAUCAAUGUCUCACAGCUAUGGUGCCUCCUGUAGGCAGAUAUGUAUUCAGACAAUAUGUUCUGGUAAAAGUCGGUCGAUAAUUGCUUUUGUUUAGUUCAUCGUCCUUUUUAAAUAAAGGAGUAACUUGACCUAAUUUCAAGCGCGACGGAUACUGUCCUGUCCUAAUCGAGUGAUUCAUUAUUGCAGCUAUAGGACCAGAAUUCGCGUUGGCAGACUCUUUUAGCAGUCGCGGUGGUAUUCCGUCAUAAUCACAGGAUUUACGGGAGUUGAUUUUGAGUAACAAAGCUUCCACUUGGGUUUUAUUAGUAUAUUGAAAAGCAAAAUUGUUUCUCGCAGCGAUCUGCUCAUUGUUAUUAAAAAUCGCCUGAAUGCUAGGAUGUGCAUCAAACCCUUUUCCAUAAAUCUGUUCAGUAAUCUCUGGCACGCCGUCCGCGAUGUUCACGAAAUAACUAUUAAAAAGCUCCGCUAUUUGUUUCUUGUAUGUUAUUACGACAUCGUGUUCUUUUAGUAUUAUGUCAUUAGCUUGCGUACUUUUCCUUGAAUGCAAAAAUGGGCGGUAUGUGUCCCAAAACUCCCUUGGGUUUUCCGACUCACUUUUCUUGUCAAAGAAAGUUUUAAUAGCUUUACGUCUUAGAGAAGUGCAAAUGUUCCUUUGUCUCUUGUACAAUUCAUAAUUAGUAUCAGUUCUUUCACGAAUGAAGCACUUCCACAAACGGUUCUUCUGACGAAUAGCUCUGCGCCAUUGUUCAUUCAUAAAGGGAACUUGAUUUCCCUUUAUGCGGACCUGUUUCAAAGGUGUGUGCUUACAAAGAAUGUCCUCAUAUAAACAAUCAAACACGUAGAGCCUAUCAUCAACGUCGUCAAAUAUUUCAGCUACUUGGAAAGGAACAUUAUACAAAUCAUGUAGAAAAUACUGUUCAUCAAAAUUCUUAAGGCUUCUAAAUCGUAUUUCCCGAGAUCGUAUUCUCGGUUCCGAUGCUCUGAGAAUGGCAAACACAAGAGAGUGAUCACUUAUGUUAACAUGGACUACGCCCGAUGACUGUAUUUUCUUCACGUUGUCGGUGAGAAAAAGGUCCAGUAGGGUUUAAAUUAACUCCAAAAAGAGUAAAAACAACCCAUGUAAGAAGUACAAGUAACCCCAUUUCGGAGUGAUUUUAACUCCAGACUGGGAGUAAAAAGAACUCUUUUUCAGGAGUAAAAAUGACCCCAAAUUCGGAGUUAAAUUAGGAGUUAAAAUAACCCCAAAAAAGGGAUUAUCCUGUCCCUAAAAUUUUUACUCCAUUUUUAGAGUUGUAAUAACUCCCUAAAAAUUACGGUGUAUAUUCCACUGUUUUGUUAGAGAUUCUUCGCGUUUACGUUUGACCUUUGUGGCCUUUUUGUCUUUUGUCUGUCAUUCGUAAACAAUAGCUAAAACAAUGUAACUACUCCGUCGACCAAUCAGCGCUUCUGACCGGAUUCCGGACAGAUUUUACGUCAUCAGUAUGGAAUUUCUGUCGCUGAGUCGCAGACGUUCCUCCUCGCGAAACGUCCCCGGCUGCGAAGAGCGAGGAGAAGCGGAUGUUUUCGCAGGCUAUGAGAUGCUCUGAAUAUGUUAAUAACGUUGAUGAGACACUCAACUACUCAAUCUUUUAGGUUCUUUUUUUAUAAGAAAAAGAAAAAGGUAACUGUGAUUUAAAGUUAAUUUGUUUUUUUUGUGUGUGUGUGUGUUUGUUUCUACGAAGAUUUAAAAGGUGGUGGAUAUUUCCUUUUCUGGCUUUUAUGGCGACUGCAACACCGUCACCCCUCGCCAGCUCUUUUGACAAAACAAAUGGAAACAAGCUAAGCAGGCUUCUUAUCGAUGGUGGAACAACAGUGCUGAGGAAUAUUUUUGAUUACCAUCACCCUCCUGCCUACUUGGCUGCUAAUCUUGGUUCCAGUCAUAUUCAUCCCAUUCUUACUAGACUUCGGCAUAGAAACAUUCUGAAUGGUAGUCAAUGGGACAAACUGUUUCCACCAUCAGGUGGAGGGACUCCAAACUCUAUUAACUUUGAUAUCACUCUUCUGUUCCUCUUGCUCACUAACAUUUGCGGACUAUCCCCUCCCACCUCGGGCUCUUGGCACAAAAUGCCCCCCGCAAGUGACACCUCUUUUGAGGCUAACCUUGCUCGGAUUAAGUACUAUCGAAAUGUGCUCUAUGGUCACGUGACAACAACUGGUAUUCCAAAACUAUUGUUCGAUGUUAAAUGGCAGGAGAUAAGUUCCGUUCUUGUUUCGCUUGGGUUGAAUCAGUCUGAAGUGGACAGAUUAAAAAGAGAGCCUUGUGGGGAGGACUAUAUCAGCGCUGUUACUGAAUGGGAGAAAAAUGACGAGAAGAUCCAAUUCCAGCUGAAAGAUCUACGUACAAAACAACAACAAGUGCUCCAAACUCAACAGGAAAAUCGCGGAACUCUUCGAGAUACACAACAAACGGUUGGCAGAGUGGAACAGAGGCUUGAAGAUACACACCAGGCAGUUGGCAAUUUACAACAAAUGUUACACGACGUUCAGACAAUCCAACGAGAAUUGCAGCAGCAGGUCAAGUAUGAGGCUGCAAACUCUGAGGAAAGAAGAGAUAAAGCUGAAGAGGAUAAAGUUCUCAGAAAAUUAGCAAAAGUUAAUUCCGAGAGCGUCAUCCAGUACUACUCUGGUAAAUACCUGGAGAAAACGCGCUUGCACAUCUUUGAGAAGAUCGAGUUGUGGCUAGACGACCUUUCAUCUGAAAAUCGUGUGAUGGUAGUCAGUGGCGAUGCGGGAAUGGGCAAAUCAGUGAUCGCGGCUGUCGUUUGUCAGAGAAUGCAACACGCUGGUCGGCUCUCAGGAAGUCACUUUUGUCAGCACAACAAGGAACGUUACAGAAACCCCAAGGUGAUGCUGCAGUCGUUAGCUUGUCAGCUUUGUGAUGUUUUACCAGAAUACAAAAGUGAACUUGUGAAGAAACUUUCUAGAAACUUGGGUGUGGACAUGAACAACCUAGAAGUUCAGGAGUUGUUCGAAUUUCUUUUCGAAGAGCCUUUAUGCAGCGUAGGAGACCGUGGAAGAAAUUUGCUGUUAGUUAUUGAUGGCCUGGAUGAAAGUGAAUACGAAGGCCGCAAUGAUCUGCUUGAUGUCGUAGCUAAUUUCUUUUGUAAACUUCCUGUUUGGUUCCGGUUUCUUGUUACCACUCGACCUCAAGUAAAUAUUGCAGAUCGUCUUAAAAAGUUUAAUCCUAUACAGCUGGAGCAAGAUAACGAAGAAAACGUGAAAGAUAUCAGACUCUUCCUUGAAAAACAGUUGAGCAGCGAUAUUCAAUCGGGCUCUAAAGAGGUCGUUAUCGAUGCACUGGUCCGAGAGGCUGCAGGGCAUUUUUUAUAUGCGUAUUUGAUGGUCGAUUUUAUCAACGAAAACAUUUCACUUCUCACCCCCGAGGAGUUAGGAAGAACUUUACCUUCAGGUGUAUCGUCUGUUUAUCAGUCCUACUUUGAACGUUUAGAGAAAGAAUUAAAAAUUGAUGGGGACCAGUUUUUUACUUUUCUAAGCGCUUUGGCGGCUGCAAGAGAACCGCUACCACGAGACUUUGUUUCCAGUAUGUUGGUUUCGGACUCGAAGUCCCCAUCUGGUCCUCGGAAAGUAACAAAAGCUAUCGACUCUAUCUCAUCCCUUCUACCUGUUCAUGAUGACUGUAUUGUGUUCUUCCACAAAUCACUUAAGGACUGGUUGACUGACAGAACUACCUACGGGCAACACACCUUCUCUGUGGAUGAAAAGCAAGGUCAUGCCGUGCUCUCUCAGCUCUGUACUAAUGAACUGAAUAACGUGAAAAUAAAAGGCGUUCACGGUACAGAAUUCAGUAACACUGCAAGGUACGCCCUACAGCAUGGUGUUUAUCAUAUGCUCGAGUCGGAAGAGGUAGAGGAGAGUACAAGAAGCUUUGAAGAAAUCGUUAACGAUUAUGUCACCGACUUAGACAUUGUGUAUGCAAAGCUUUGUGUAAACAACACGGCUAGUUCUAAAGACAUUAUCCUUACUCUCAAACAAGAUGCUUUUCAGUCAUUGAGUAGUGAGAGGCGAAAAGCCCUUGGCACGUUGUUGUCUCUCUUACGAAAGUACCAUGGAAGACUUUCGACGCAUCCUAGGACAAUAUUUCAAGUGAUGGCGAACGAGGGAGGGGACGUUUUUGCUGGUAAAGCUACGAAAGUUUUACAGAGUCGUGAAAUGCCAUACAUGGAGUACCUUCAUAAGGAAACUUUGAAGAAGGUGUGGACAUGGGCCCUGGCUGAGUUUCCCUGUAAUACCGUGGUUGAUUGUUUUGAUAUCUCACCAAAGCAGGAGUUCAUGGUUUGCGAAUGUACUGAUGGGAUGAUUUACCUUUGGUCACUUGAAACGGGUGAGCACAGGUGGAUACGUCGGGUUGAGGUCGAGAAAUGCUACUUUAGACCUGAUAGCCCUUUUAGAGUGGUACCAAAUUCAAAUGUAUACUCAUGUUAUCGCUCUGUUGUUUUUCACCCUACUGAGCCCAUUGUUCUUCCUGGAAUCCUUAGCCAUGCCUACUCAAUUGACGGAGACCUACUACCUCUGUUCCCUAAGAGCAACUGCAGAUUUUCUGUUUGUUCAGUUCAUGGGGACGAGAGCAAAAUUAUCACCGAUUGUCCUGGCGAUGCUAAAUGCCUUGUCAUGUGGAAUCUAAAAAAUGGUGAAGAGAUCACUCGAACCAUCAGAAAUGAAGAUGUUUUGUCUUUUGCUUGGUCUCCAGAUGGAACGCUUCUGGCAAUUUCCCAUUUUUCGGGACUGGUAUGUUUGGUUGACGCAUUAAACUGCUUAGACAGCACUCUCGCAGAGAUCGCCACCAAUCAACCUUGUGGAAUGAUAAAGUUUACCUCUGACAUUCAAUUCCUUUUUUGUUUGUCUCGGCCUAUUCUACCAAGUGAAGACGAACGCAACGAGUUGCGAGAAUUAAGUUUUCCUUUAAACGUCAGCAAGUUGCCUUGUGGUACCUUUUCCUUGAACGUUUUAGACAAUGAUUUUGGCCAGGAUCCAUGGAAUUGCGAAUCACCUAGCAACGGUGGAUUUUUGAUGGGAGAUCCUAUGAGUUACAGGUGUUCCCUUGAUUCGUUUGCAUUUGUAUUAAACAAACAACGUGUAUUAAGGGUACUUCCUGGCAACACGAAAAUUACAAUGCUUCGUCCGGAAGAUAGGUGGUGGCCCUACUGGCGUUCUCCUUUCUGGUGUAGUAUCCAUCGCAUUGCCUUCGCUUUAGAUGGAAAGACCAUUUAUUGUGUCCAACCAUGGGGCAACCCUAUAAACUCUUGCUAUGUGAUGUCUUUCGAUGUGUCGAGUGGAGAUCUCACAGCAAGGGGAGUGAUAGAAGCACAUGAUGUUUUACUUGUACCUGUGUCAGAAGGUGUCCUUUUGCAAGUACAACAACUUGGGGAGUAUGUUCAGCUAUGGAGUUUUGAUUUGUCACAACAAAUCCGAAGUUGGCCUAAUUUAGGCGAGGUUAGCGAUAUAAAGCCAGUUUCAGAUCAAUGUGUAGCGUGUUUGGGGAGAGAUUUUGAAGUAAGCAUCCUGGACACAUCAAAUGGAAACAUAGUGAAGACUAUCCCACGUUGUCACGAGGGUUUCAAGUCAACAUCUCUUUCGCUUUGUAUAGUAUCCGUAGUAUUUAACAGUAAAUAUCAGCUGCUAACCACCUCUCCUAGCUCAGUUCAGCUGUCAGACGGCGAAAAUGGACUAUGGAAGAGAAAUCUGAAAUGGUCUUCAGAUGAUUUAUUUAACAGUAUGAUACCUGGGAUGUUUUCUCCAACAGAGGAGUUUGUCCUUGUCUCAUCUACAAACUCACAAGUAAUUGUGCUUCAAGCAUCUUCAGGAAAGCAUCUCCGGACGCUAUGCACCGUUGACAGUAUUCUUGGCUGUGCCUUUGUAAGUAAGACGGAAUGUGUUAUCGUCUGCGAUAAUACUUCAGGGAGUUAUUAUCUUCCGUUGUUCAAUGUUAGCACUGGGGAUGUCCUAACUGUACUUGAUAUAGAUUUUGUACCGUCCCGGUCUCUGGCUUCCUGUCCACAAAAGGGUUUGAUCGCUAUUGCCCUUGAAAAUAAGUGCACAGUUAUACAAGUAAAACUGCCGCGAGACAAAGUAAACCGGGAAGCAAAAGGUGAGUAA
This is a messenger RNA of Porites lobata, 18106 nucleotides long. NCBI's taxonomy places the organism in Eukaryota, Metazoa, Cnidaria, Anthozoa, Scleractinia, Poritidae. The record is from the annotation of a GenBank genome assembly.